Molecule: messenger RNA, 903 nt
Organism: Oikopleura dioica
Lineage: Eukaryota; Metazoa; Chordata; Appendicularia; Copelata; Oikopleuridae
Source: the annotation of a GenBank genome assembly
AUGUUCAGUCUUUUCAACUCUGCCGCAGCUUUGACUGCAGCGGCUGCUGCUCCAGCUAUGCCUUCUCUUUUCCCUUUUUCGCCAACUUCGGUAGCUCAGCUUUGCACCGUCCUCGAAGAAACUGGCGACUACGACAGAUUGGCUCGAUUUCUCUGGAGUCUUCCCGCUCUUCCACCAAUUUUAGACGCCCUUGCUAACGAUGAAAUUCUCCUCAGAGCUCGAGCAGUUGUUGCUUAUCAUCAGGGAAACUUUCGCGAACUCUACCGCAUCGUCGAGUCCAAACGAUUCUCAAAAGCUCACCACAGUAAACUCCAAGAACUCUGGCUCGAAGCCCACUAUGGCGAAGCAGAAGCAACUCGAGGUCGAUCUUUGGGCCCAGUCGACAAAUACCGAAUCCGCAAAAAGUACCCACUUCCUCGAACGAUCUGGGAUGGCGAGCAGAAAUCGCACUGCUUCAAGGAGCGCACAAGAACUCUUCUCCGCGAAAGUUACAUCAAGGAUCCCUACCCAAAUCCAACCAAAAAGAGAGAACUUGCCGAACAGACAAAUCUGACUCCGACUCAAGUUGGCAACUGGUUCAAGAAUCGACGACAGCGGGAUCGAGCAGCCGCAGCUAAAUCUCGACUUCCUCUUGACGCCUCUCCAGACUCCGGCACCGCUGGUUCCGUGAUCGAAAUCCCCUCCUUCCCACCAUCUUCACCCGUUUCUUCGACGCUUUCUAUCACUCCCGAGAAGAAAUUCAAGCUCUUCACUCCCUACGAUCUCACUCCAAACGACUCCUGCGGCACUGCUGCUUCCAACCCUUCAGUGACAAGUGAGGAGGAAAUUGACUUCGAGGAAGACGAAGAUGACGAGCUCGACAUCAUUGUCGACGAAAAAGACGACGAGAACUUGCAGAUCUAA